Messenger RNA from Notechis scutatus (mainland tiger snake), 1116 nucleotides. The record is from RefSeq and is a predicted model, not a curated record. NCBI's taxonomy places the organism in Eukaryota, Metazoa, Chordata, Lepidosauria, Squamata, Elapidae.
AUGGAAGAGCAGGCGGACGCUACUAAAAGCCAGCGCGACUCGGCUCCGACCCCAGUCAGCGGGAGCAGCGGCAGCGGGAGCGAUGGCGAGAGCGUCCCGGUGUCUCCCAGCGGCCACGCUCCCUUGUCUCCCGCCGCGCCUUGCCUCGUGCCUCUUCCCCAUCACCCGCCGCCCCCACCGCCACCGCCACCGCCGCCGCCGCCUCAGCACCGCACCACCAACUUUUUCAUCGACAACAUCCUGAGGCCGGACUUUGGCUGCAAGAAAGAGCACCUCUUGAUCCUGGCCGGCGGCCCUGCGGCGUCCGGAGGAGGAGGAGGAGGAGGGGGAGGAGGAGGGGGAGGCAGCGGCGGAGGCGGCGGCGGCGGCCGGGACAGAGACCUAGAUCGCGCGGCCAGCUCAGGUAGAGAAAAUGUCAGCCCACUGCUCGGCAGGCCCCUCAACCCGGCCUCCACUCUCCUUAGCGCCGACUCGCCCGGGAACCCCGACAGCUCCUCCACGGCCUCCAAAGCCAGCCCCGCCGCGGCGGCAGCAGCGGUAGGGACGGCCAAGCCCCCCUCCACUACCUCCUCCUCCACCUCCUCCACCUCUUCCACCUCCUCCUCCUCUUCCUCCUCCUCCUCCUCCUGCUCGGAAGGGAGUGGAACUAACCCGGCGAAGUACGGGGAGCCCGCCAACCCGGCCAUCCUCCUCGUGGGCUCCGGGAAUGGAGGAGUGGGGGCCUCCGGCGAGGGUCAACAGCCGCUGGUUUGGCCGGCCUGGGUUUACUGCACUAGGUAUUCAGACAGACCGUCCUCGGGUCCCCGAACGAGGAAGCUGAAGAAGAAGAAGAACGAGAAGGAGGACAAGCGGCCGCGCACGGCCUUCACCGCCGAGCAGCUGCAGAGACUCAAGGCGGAGUUCCAGGCCAACCGCUACAUCACCGAGCAGCGGCGGCAGACGUUGGCCCAGGAGCUGAGCCUCAACGAGUCCCAGAUCAAGAUCUGGUUCCAGAACAAGCGGGCCAAGAUCAAGAAAGCCACCGGCAUCAAGAACGGCCUGGCCCUUCACCUCAUGGCCCAAGGACUGUACAAUCAUUCCACCACCACCGUGCAGGACAAAGAGGACAGCGAGUGA